Messenger RNA from Candidula unifasciata, 849 nucleotides. NCBI's taxonomy places the organism in Eukaryota, Metazoa, Mollusca, Gastropoda, Stylommatophora, Geomitridae. The record is from the annotation of a GenBank genome assembly.
AUGGGGAACUUAUGGGCCCGCUUCAGACAUCGGGAUGUUCGUAUUAUUCUUUUAGGUUUGGAUUCUGCAGGCAAAACGACCAUCCUGUACCGGCUCAAACUGGAUGAUUUGGUAACCACGAUCCCUACUAUAGGCUUCAAUGUCGAAAGCAUCCAGUACAAAGAUCUCCACCUGACAGCCUGGGACAUCGGCAGCCGGGACAAGAUUCGGCCCCUUUUCCGCCAUUACUACAAAGGAGCAGACGCAGUGGUUUUUGUUAUUGACAGUCAUGAUCGCGAGCGAUUGGAUGAACUGAACUAUGAUGUCAUUAAACCAGCUGUCGGUGCAGAAGAACUGACCAAUGCUGUCUUCUUGUUCCUGGCCAACAAGAUGGAUCUGGCCGACACUAUGUCGAUUGAGGAGAUCUCAGAGAAGUUGAGUCUGAGGUUUCUGAAACAUCCCUGGGGUGACCAGGAUUCUGACAAUUCCAGUUCAUCCAGUAGUGGAAGACGAUCUAACCUUGAUUUAUUUUGUACUCCCACCAAAAAGUCUCAUUCCGAGAAACAUUCCAGGAAUAUUUCUAGAAAUUAUAACUCGGCCAUUAUUCCUCAAUCGGCCAGGGGAGCUUACUGUUCUAGAGCAUACAGUGCUAUUAAAUGUUUAUUCUUCCGACCGACAAAAGAAGAAAUGCAACAGGAAACGAACAGCAUAAGUAGUGAUGAUGACAAGGAGAAAGUAAAUGAUAAUGCAGACAACAUAGAUAAUAUUGCUGUGGCGGGUAAUGCUAUCUCGGUAGAGGUGUAUGAUGUGGGUGGUGAAAUUGUUGAUAAUCGUGAUAAGCCAACCUGGCAAGAUUGCUCUCUUCAUUAA